AUGCUUUGGAGUGACCAUAUCCAGAAAAUCAUCUGCCUGUGUUUUACUGUGCCUGGAAUUGUGGGGAAUAUACUAAUAUUUGUCAGAUACGUAUAUCAUUUUCUCAUGGGGACUGGGAAAAAGUCUGUAGACCUUAUCCUAAUCCACGUGGCAUUUUCAAAUAUAGUCAUUACUUGUAGCACAGUUAUCAGAGAUUUAGCCACCGUUUUUUAUUUCAGGAACUUCCUAGGUGAUGUUGGUUGUAAAAUUGUGGUUUUUCUGGGAAGGAUGGCUCGAGGACUCUCCAUCUGCACCACCUGUCUCCUCAGCAUGGUCCAGGCUGUCACCAUCAAUCCCUGGACCACAUUGUGGAGAAAACUCAAAUCACAGACUACAGGGCAGAUUUUUCUCUAUCUUCUCCUCUUUUGUAUCUUUAAUUCUCUAAUAAGCUCCAAUUUGUUGUAUUAUAUCACAGUAGUCAGUACUGUGAACAUAUCUGGAACUGACAUGUAUGGUGGAUAUUGCUAUAUGCAAUCAUCUAGGCUAAUAGUGAGAUAUUUUUUUAUCUCUCUCAUGGCUUUCCGUGAUGUCAUCUUCCAGAGUCUCAUGGGCUGGAGCAGUGCGUCCAUGGCUCUGCAUUUAUAUAAACAUCACAAGCGUGUCCUCUACCUUCACAGCUCCAAGUGUGUGAACAAUUCCAGCCCAGAAAUCAGGGCCACACUGAGCACUCUCAUUCUGAUGACCUGCUUCCUUUUCUUCUAUUGGGUAGAUUUCCUCUUCUCCUGCUACACAGGUUUCACCGUGACAAGAAAUUCCAUCACCUUUAUCAUUAAAACUUUUCUAGAACCUGGUUAUGCUGUUCUCUGCCCCUUUAUUCUGAUCAGCAGAGAUGUCCAUGCUACUAAAUAA
Molecule: messenger RNA, 888 nt
Organism: Jaculus jaculus (lesser Egyptian jerboa)
Lineage: Eukaryota; Metazoa; Chordata; Mammalia; Rodentia; Dipodidae
Product: putative vomeronasal receptor-like protein 4
Exons: 1
Coding region: 1-888 (295 amino acids)
Biological process (GO): G protein-coupled receptor signaling pathway
Cellular component (GO): membrane
Molecular function (GO): pheromone receptor activity
Source: RefSeq, a predicted model, not a curated record